Bufo gargarizans (Asiatic toad) is the source of this 1799-nucleotide messenger RNA. RefSeq names its product butyrophilin subfamily 2 member A2-like. Lineage: Eukaryota; Metazoa; Chordata; Amphibia; Anura; Bufonidae. Gene Ontology annotation, molecular function: protein binding. The coding region runs from base 1 to 924 and encodes 307 amino acids. The record is from RefSeq and is a predicted model, not a curated record. The transcript has a single exon.
AUGACGGAAAAAGCAGUUCGCAUAAAGGAUAUGAUCACCACCCUAUUUAGCGAUAUCAGAAGACAAUUAGAUUUAUUACAGAGUAAAGUAUUUUGUGAGCUGUCCAGUGAAGAGGAGCGAGUGUCGCUCUCAAUCUCUGACCCGAUUAAGCAGCUGGAAACUGAGAAGGACAAAAUGUCUGUGGAGAUUAAUCAAAUUGAUGAGAUGUGUAAUAUGACAGACCUGUUAGCUCUACUGCAAGCUGGAAAAUCUAGUUUCCCUGGAAUGGACAAAAAGAUUCUAAACGAGAAAAGGGAUGCUCUCCAUUCUAUAAAUGGCUUGGAUGAAGGUCUGAUUGCAGCUACCUUCUACAAAGGUUUAGCAGAUAUUGUGACUGGGAUAAAGAGGAGAUCCUAUGUCGCAGCAGACUUGGACAUUUUAUUGGAUGUAAAUACAGCAGCCAACUCUUUAGCCAUUUCCGCAGACUUAAGACUUUCCUCUAGUUCAGUAAUAGAGAACGAUUACACAGAGACACCCCAGAGGUUUCAAUCCCAUCAAGUUUUAAGCACCAGGAGCCUUAGUACAGGACAACAUUAUUGGGAAGUAGAAACAGCAAGAACUGGAACCUUUAGGUUAGGGGUGGUUUAUGCGAGCAUAGACAGACAAGGCGGAACAUCAUUCAUUGGAAAUAAUGAUAAGUCUUGGGGUUUGCGUAGGUGUAAAAAUCAGUAUUCAUUUCGUUAUGACCAAGUAAAUGUUAAGAUACCUCACAAGCCCUCCAGUCAGACUCUAGCAAUAUUUCUGGAUUAUGAGGCUGGCCAGUUGUCUUUUUAUGAGCUCAGUGACCCCAUUAGACACCUCUACACCGUAAAAACCACAUUCACAGAACCAGUUCACCCUGCAUUUCUCAUAUGCGAUAACUGCUGGAUAAGAAUUAUCACUUAGAUUUAGAAAAAUAAAUAAAAAUCAAUCUAGUCCUAGAUCAUAGAUCAGUCUGAUUAGGGACCUCCACUUGCCAACAUUUGCUUUGACACAAGCCAUAUCUUUGAUCCAUAGUAGUUUGGUUCCUAAAUGUCUGCAUACGCCUCAUUUGUCUACACAUCCUUAUGUUAUCUGAUUAACUUCCCCUUCAUUUCAGCCACAAAUACCCCCCACCCCUCACCAAAUUGUAGGGCAAUACAGCGACAAUGGAGGAUAUUUCACACUGUAUAAUUUUCCCAUGGAAUGUCCUUGGUUAUGCUUCUUCUGAACAAUCAGGUGGUGUAAGUCUUUACAAAUGCGGCUACCUGACACGGUAAUAAAUAGUUUUCCCCCAUGUUAAGUUGUUUUUCUUACCUUAAUGCAAAAUAGAAAUACUCCUCUUAGCAUUUAUGAGAAUUAUUUUAACUAAAUAAAAGGCCGGACCGGGGCAGAGCAUUAGGGGAGGCUGGCAUGACGGGGGGUUUGGUUAGUGAGACCAGGGGAGGGGCGAAUGGGUAAUUUGAAAAAGGAGUGGACUAUGAGGGGGUUAAAAUGGGAGGUGAAGCAAUGAAUGGGCGCCAUUUUGUGAAGGGAGAAUGAACAGCUACCACCCACCCUCCCUGUUCUUCUGGGGCAGCUAGGUGCAGUGAGAGUUCUUGUUUUGGGGCGGGGCAUGGAUUUUUGUCACGGUAGUUGGUGGCGAGAGGUCCUUGAAGUUGUAUUAAAUCUCUGGUGGGGAGGAUGGGAGGCAUCCAUGGUUGGCGGUUGGUUGUGGCAGGGUUAGGGGUCCAUCAGUGGUGCCUCCGAGCUAGCGCUUAUCGGCUGGGGACAAGAUGGUGUACCCUGGGCGGUGUUAAGUA